AUUCAGCAGAUUUUUUACACUCCCUUAACUUUGGUCUCUCAGAUAGAUCAGAUGAUGAUGCUCCAUCUAAAAUCUUGAAGACUGGCCGGGAACUCUAUGUUUGACACCACCUUUGACACUGUAGUGUCUCAAAAGGAGGAAGAUCAUGAUGAUGAUGAGGGGUAUAUACGAGUUUUGCUUGACAGAGAAACCGCCAUUAAUGGGGGAUUCCAAAAGCUUGAACUUUCGCAGGAGAAAUGGAUCCAAGAAGCUCGAUCCAAUGCAAUACAUUACAUUAUCAAAACUGGAGCGGUUUUUGGGUUCGGAAUGCAAACGGUUUACCUGUCAAUCACUUAUCUUGAUAGGUUCCUUUCAAGAAGAACCAUAGUUGGAGAAAAGUGGUGGGCAAUGAAGGUAGUGGGGAUAGCAUGUGUUUCCAUAGCAGCAAAAAUGGAGGAAAGCAAUAAUAAGAUUCCAUCACUAACAGAGUACCCAAUGGAGGAGCCUUUCAUUUUUCAGAGCAGUUUGAUCCAAAGAAUGGAGCUUUUGGUUCUCAACACUUUGGACUGGAAAUUGCACUUCACAACCCCUUUUGAUUUCACUCCCUACUUUUUAUCAUAUUUCACUCCAACCCCUUCCCACCCUAAGAUCAUUUGCUCAACAACAACAACUGUGGAUAUCAUCAUCUUCAAUGCCCUCACAGAUGCAAAGUUAAUGAGGCAUAGGGCACCUGUACUAGCAGCAGCUGCAACCUUACUGGCACUGGAUGGACUACUAGUCAAAGAGGAUCUGGAGGUUAAGAUCAAUGCCUUACCUUCAGGAUGAUGUUUUGUGGUGCUAUAAACAAAUGAAGGGAUUAGAAAUGG
Molecule: messenger RNA, 845 nt
Organism: Cuscuta campestris
Lineage: Eukaryota; Viridiplantae; Streptophyta; Magnoliopsida; Solanales; Convolvulaceae
Source: the annotation of a GenBank genome assembly